AUGGAUCUUGAUACUUUGUAUGCCGAUGCCUUGGCUGGAGAUGCCGAAGCCAUAGCCGAAUUAGAGAAGAAAGCUGAUCGCCUCAGCCAACACGAUAGAACUAUCCUUCACGUCGAAUCCAUGUAUGGUCAUGCAGAACGCGUGCGAAGCAUUAUGAAAAUGUUUGAACAAAUUUUUUUUUUGGUCAAGCUGGAUACGUUUAAACAAACUGCGCUUCACCUGGCCGCAGAUCAUGGACACACUGAAGUGGUCGAGCUCCUGAUUGAUGCAGCCAGAGCUUUGUCUUCUCCGCUUGGUGAUGAUGAUAUACAUGAUCCAGUUGAAGAUUUUAUUAGGCGAGCUGAUGAGAAGAUGAGCACUGCUUUGCACCUAGCAGUCAGCAAUCAUCACAUGGGUAUUGUUAAGCUGAUAGUGGAGCCAGAUCCGAGGGAUAGACAUAUUCAGAACUGUAACUAUGAAACUCCCAUCUACAUUGCAGCAAAACUGGGCUACACCCACAUAGUCAUUUACGACCGCCAUUACCGACCGCACAAAAUCGAAAAAUAUAAGCAUCUGUCCACUGCCAAGGAACUUUGGAAAGCAGCCAAACGUUCAGCUUGUCAUGAGGAUGCACCAUAUAACAGCUUUGAAGCCUUGUUUUAUAUCACUGACCAGGAUGGCCACAAUGUCUUGCAACUGGCAGUGAUGGGAAAUAACAAGGAUGCGGUGGAGCUGAUACUGAAGGAAGAUCCGGAAUAUCACCACAAGCGUUCAAAUAAAAACAGUGAUCUCAAGUCUUUAGCUUACAUAGCGGCCGAAAAGAGGUAUAAAGACAUUGUCAAACUAGUCUGUGAAACUUAUGAAGCCAGAAAUGAAAUUGGUCAUUGGGGUCAGACCACUUUGCAUGCUGCUAUUAUAGGGCGUGAUGCAGACACUGCACUUGUUCUUUUACGCCGUAACCGCCAUCUAGUAACAUGGGAAGACCACAGAGGGUGGACACCACUUCAUUACGCCGCUUAUUACGGAUUUGAUGAAAUAAUCCUUGAGAUGCUAGAUAAGCAAGACGAGGUAGCAGGAUACCAGUUUGUGCCCAGAGAAAACAUACCUCCACCAUUUUUUGUGGCAGUAGAACAAGGACAUCUUUCUACGGUACAACUAUAUAUGUUCAGCCAUGUAAUAGGGUCAAAAUCGGUCAGCGCAGAUGUUAAUUUUAAUGGUCAAAAUAUACUGCACUUUAUGGCAUGGCGUCUGGAAAAAACAAACAAAUGAUAAAGUAUAUAUUGAGGUUCUGUGAAACUAGCUCCGUGGAAAAUAUCGAUAUAUUGAAUCAGAAAGACAUCCAUGGAAAUACACCUCUUCAUAUACUAAUUAUCCGUGAGGGUUGUUAUGUACCUGAAUUCAUUAAAAGUGUCAGCAUUGAUAAAAAUGCAACAAACAAUGAUGGGUGGACUCCUGUAGACAUGUUAUAUUUCAGUAAGAACGUCACGGACGACCAGGUACGAAUUAGAAUAGAAAUCGAUAAUAUCCAAGCUAAACACAAGUGGAAAUUUUGGCACAGAAGCAUCAAAUUACAUAACCCGAGUCCAGUGCCCUUUGGAAUCAGGUUCGGAAAGGAACCUGAAUUUAUAAAAGCUAAGAGAUUACUGAUUGAAGGAGAGAUUAAAAGGAAGAAAGAUGAGUUUAAACUGGUGAAAGAUGAUCUUGAAAGGUAUAGGCAAAGAACCAACACACAAAUCAUAGUUACCGCGCGCUUAUAACUACGGUAACCUUUACCGUCGGAUUUACUUUGCCAGGAGGUUACCAUGAGAGUGGAGAACCCGAUCAAGGUUUGGUACUUCUUUCUAGGAAAACUGCUUUUAAGGCAUCCAUGAUCUCAGAUGCUUUAGCUCUAAUGUUGUCGACUUGUUCUUUAUUUUUCUACUAUGUAUGAUGAUCCACUCCAAGUGUCAAAACUGAAUGCUGCAUCAACUGUCCUCAUUAUUGUUUCCGUCAUUGGAAUGAUGUUGACAUUUAUCACUGGAACAUAUGUUGUAUUGUUCCACUCACCAGCCUUGGCGAUUACCGUGUGCCUAAUCUGUUGCUUUUUCUUCAUUCUCGUCAUUGUUCAGUCGAUCAAGAUGAUUUAUGAUCGUAGACUAACAAAGAUUCAUAUAGUUUGAGUUUCUUUUUUAUUA
Molecule: messenger RNA, 2153 nt
Organism: Daucus carota subsp. sativus
Lineage: Eukaryota; Viridiplantae; Streptophyta; Magnoliopsida; Apiales; Apiaceae
Exons: 4
Coding region: 1-1248 (415 amino acids)
Molecular function (GO): protein binding
Source: RefSeq, a predicted model, not a curated record